This is a messenger RNA of Helobdella robusta, 3286 nucleotides long. RefSeq lists its product as hypothetical. The coding region runs from base 374 to 3286 and encodes 970 amino acids. The record is from RefSeq and is a predicted model, not a curated record. The transcript is spliced from 14 exons. Lineage: Eukaryota; Metazoa; Annelida; Clitellata; Rhynchobdellida; Glossiphoniidae.
AAAUUCGCGGAGAAAAUCUGCGAUAGAAUGAAGUGUUUUGUUAGCGAACGUUAAGAAAUAUUAAUGAUGAAGAAUUUUACAGUUUCAGGAUGCUCGAGGCAGCGUCAAUUGGCGAUCGGCAAAGGUAGAGACAGGAGCACAGUGAUAAUCAAACUGAGAAGAGAAGAUAAUUCAAACUUUUUUUCCUACAUCGGUCGUCAAGAAAUCCGGUAGGCUGAUCAUUUCCGGUCGGCCGACUUUCGUUCAUUUGGGAAGUUUUCUACAGGGAAAAAGGAAACACCAACAGAGGAGGAAUUCUUCACUCUAGAGAUAUUAAUUUGUUAUGCUCUUCUCACAGUAGACGCAGAUAAACGUAAAGAAAUUGUAACGUAUAAUGGUACGUUUCAAAUCAGAGGUUGACAGCAUGUUCAUCAGGCAGACUGUCGUCGCUUUGCUGCUUCUUUUUUCAUUUAACGGACCUACAAACUUCGCUCAACAGACUCAGACACCUUGCGGUGGAAACUUGGAUGUGAUUUUAUUGGUGGACACAAAACUCUACUUGUCCGAGAAUGAUUGGACGUUGACAAAGAACGGUCUGUCCAACAUAGUCAGCACGAUCGAUCGCCUGUACCGAGUCUCUCCGAGCGGUACGCACGUCGGUGUCGGUUUCUACAACUCGGUCGGUUUUGUUACGCUAAGCGUCGGCAGCGGCACUUCCACCAGCGUCGUACAAAAUGCUAUCCAGGCCCAAAGUUACCAAGCCACCGAUCAGCAAAUUUCAAAUUUGAAGGAUGGACUCAGAGCUGCCAUGGACGAUUUUGCAAGCAACUCGAGAAAUGUGUCCCAGCCCUUCAGCACAACAAUGGUGCUCAUUGUUUUCAUCAACAGCAGAAUGGACGAUGAAUCGGCAACUGUCAUUCAAGCGAAUGUUCUCAAGUACCGAAACAUUCGAAUCUUGCCCAUCGCUAUUUCACCAGACGUUCCUCUGCCGUCGUUGAGACAAAUUGCAUCGUCGCCAUCCUCGGUACAAUACAUUCCUUAUCAAAAUAUUGGUAACGCAUGGACAUCACUUUCGAGUCUUUCCUCUACUUUUUGUCCAACAGUCGCUGAGAUUGGCAGGCCUGGCGAUACAGGGGGGACGGGAGCUACAGGUAUUAGAGGAAACGAUGGAGCACAAGGUUAUCCAGGCAAUCCUGGUUACCCAGGUCCUCAAGGAUCACCUGGUAUUUUGGGAUUUACAGGAAAUCCUGGUCAGCCUGGCCCUUCUGGACCAAACGGUCAACCGGGACCGUCUGGAAGCCCUGGAACUCCAGGAACGCCAGGUCAACCAGGAACGCCAGGGUUUGUAGGACCAGCUGGUCCUCCAGGUUUACCCGGUCUUCCAGGACUGCCAGGUGGUCCAGGAACAAAUGGCCAACCUGGCUCGCCUGGACCCACUGGUCCUACUGGUCCGAGAGGUCAAAACGGACAGAAUGGUCAGCCAGGAUUUCCAGGCAUUCAAGGAGUUUCGGGACAACCUGGCGAACCUGGUUUUCCAGGUCAACAAGGUGGACAAGGUAACACAGGAUCCUCUGGAGCACAAGGUCAGCCAGGAAGUCAGGGUUCAACUGGAUCUCCCGGUAUGAAAGGUCCACAGGGUGCAACAGGACCAGCUGGAACAAAUGGGGCACCUGGUUUACAAGGUGAUACAGGCUCUGCCGGUUACCCCGGGUCACCCGGUCCUCUUGGACAGCCUGGUCUUCAAGGUGAUACAGGCACACCUGGAGGAACUGGUUUGCCAGGACCUGUUGGACCAAUAGGUCCUGCUGGAAGUAGUGGGCUGAAUGGACCACCUGGACCCCCGGGACCUCAGGGACCACAAGGACCGCAAGGACAAAAAGGAACGUCUGGCGAUACGGGGCCGCAAGGUCAACCGGGAGGAAUUGGACCAAUCGGCCAGCCAGGAUUUCCGGGCUUCCAAGGUUCACCAGGUCAACCAGGAUCGAAAGGUGCAACAGGACCCUCAGGAAUUGACGGACAACCGGGACCUCAAGGACAACAAGGUUAUACUGGUACUACUGGAUCAACCGGUCAAUCAGGAGCAAUUGGACCGGUUGGACCCCAAGGAUCGCAGGGAGCCCAAGGAAACACUGGUCCCUCUGGUCCUCUUGGUCAGCCUGGUCCCCUCGGUCAGCCCGGCCAGCCAGGAUCUGUUGGCAUUCAAGGAUCUCCUGGCCCGCUUGGUAAUCCUGGACCACAAGGUUUACAAGGACAGUCUGGUUUACCUGGAACAGUUGGCAACACUGGGUUUCCUGGGCCUACUGGAUUCAACGGACAACCAGGACCUGUCGGUGCUCCUGGUUCAAAAGGUCCAUCUGGAUCACCUGGACCACUGGGUAAUGUUGGUCAACCUGGACCUUCCGGAGACAUUGGAUUACCUGGUUCAACUGGUCUUCCAGGAAGUGCCGGAUCAACUGGUGCUACUGGGUUUCCUGGCUUGCCUGGUGCAACUGGUCAAUCUGGAUUUCAAGGACCACUAGGACCUGCUGGACCUUCUGGGAAUAAAGGAAGUCCCGGAGAUACUGGAGCACCUGGACAGAUGGGAUUAGCAGGGCCACAAGGUGCUACUGGAUUUCCUGGACCAUCUGGUCCAAUUGGUCAACCCGGUCCAGCUGGUUCACCAGGAUCACAAGGUCCACAGGGAGCCAUUGGACCGAUAGGAUCUCCUGGCAUUUCUGGACAGCCCGGACAACCGGGUCUUCCUGGAUUAGCAGGUCAAACAGGGCAGCCAGGGCCUGCUGGUUCUGCUGGGUCUGCUGGACAACCUGGUCAACCCGGAGAACAAGGAUUUCAGGGACCCUCUGGACCUGCUGGUUUUCCAGGACCAAGCGGAGACUUGGGUCUCCCGGGACCACCAGGAUCCAGAGGACCUCAAGGAGCUACUGGUAAUACAGGAUUCAUUGGACAACCAGGACCAGUGGGUCAACCAGGUCAACAAGGACCUCUAGGACCUGCAGGGCCCAUAGGUGGAUUAGGGCCAGCAGGACAGCCGGGUUUACCUGGACAGCCUGGGCAGCAAGGACCUUUGGGACCCCAAGGUGACACUGGUCCAUCUGGUCCCGCUGGACCUACUGGAAAUCCUGGUUUUGUUGGAGACACUGGAUCUGCUGGUCCCUUGGGACAGCAAGGAUCUACAGGUCAACCUGGGCCACUUGGACCGGCGGGACAGCCAGGACCUAUUGGCCAACAAGGUCCAUCUGGUCAACCGGGUCCUGCUGGGCCUCAAGGUCAACAAGGAGGAAUUGGACCACAAGGACCACCAGGCUAG